AUGUUUAAGGUUUACUGUGACAUGACUUCGAAUGGUGGUGGAUGGACUUUGGUAGCGAGUGUGCAUGAAUCAAAUAUUUCAGUGAAAUGCGGAUUUGAUGAUCUGUGGUCAAGAUAUGGUCUGAUAAAGGAAAUGGCAUAUCCAGAUAAAACCAACUGGGAAGCUGAUUACACCUUUGGAAAUCUUUUCAAAUGUACAUCAAGCGACUACAAAAAUGAUGCAUAUCAUAAUAUGCAGGCCGAGAACAUCAUGAUUUGGCACGUUCCUUCUGAAUUAUCGUUGACUGCAAUGAAGCAAGAAGCCUAUCUUCGUUAUAGAACAACCAAUAAGUUUAUGAAAAAUUACGGUGGAAAUUUGAAGAAUCUAUAUGAAAAGCAUUUCCCGUUGAAGUCCAAAAUAUUGGAAAGUCCAGCUGAUGAUGUUCUCGAUGCUUUGGUGAAAAAUGCCUGGAAAAUUAGAAGGCAAAUACCAGAUUGGUACGACUACACUUAUGGGGACAAUCCUUCUCAAAUAAAAGAUAGAAAAAUGUACUCGUCAUAUGGAAAUCAGGUAUCCGCUACUGGCUGUGGAACGGUUAAUUACGGACAAAUGAAAAGUUACGAGGACUCUUUUUGCGGUUCUAGAAUGAUAAAGCCUUUCUUGUUUGUUAACGUUAUUUCUAACGAAAGGCGGGGGUAUGGAACCAUUUCCACUCUGAAUUGGGGAUCGGUCGAGCCAUCAAAAUUUGAACGAACAUAUCAACGCAAUCCAUCAACCACUAGACAAAACAAAUAUCAAAUAGACGGUUACCCCUCAAAUGUCGUUAUGGGAUACAUUCUUUUAGCAAGGGAUAACGGGAAAAACAUAUCGUUAGAGCAUACGGAUCAAGUUGCUAAUAUUGUCAUGGAAUCAAUAAUGACAGUACCGAAAUUAUUUAAUGGAGACAGGCCAACAAAGAUUAUAAAUGUCCUAUACGCAAGAGCUUCAAAAAUUAGAUCGGUAAUCCCAAAUUGGUAUAGCUAUUCCUACAGAUCAAAUACUUGGUCUAUAUACGAUGAUAAACUGUACAAUACGUACGGAAAUCAGGUAUUUAUCAGAAGUUCAUUCCGAAGUUUUAAUAUGAAAUAUGGGCAAACUGUACGAAUGGAUGGAACCAGAUCCAUAGUAAAAUCUAAAACUUCUCAACCGUUUAUCAUGAUCAAUGUUAUCUCAAACGAAGACAGAGUGAUCAAAUAUUACUACACGCAAAUCAGUUCAAGACGAAACAACAAUGAAGAUCUAAUCAGCCAAUUGCAGAAUAACAUAACGAAAGGAAAUUACAGACUGCAGUAUAACUUGAUCCAAUUCUGUUACGAAAACCAACCAACUCCGGUUGAAUUUCAUUUCACCGUGUCUAACGUCGCCAAGUGGCGUUCGGUCGAGCCAUCCUUGUUAAAACGCACGUAUUCUUACAGUAGUGGUAUAUACAGAAACAACAGGUUUCAAAUCGACGGUAGCCCCUCCAACAUAAUUAUGGGGUAUUUGCUUCUUACCAGACAAAAUGGAAGCAAUGUAACAAUAACUCAAUCUGACGCUGUUGCAAGCAUUGUAUUGGACGCAAUUAUGUCUGUGGAUGAUCUGUUCAAUGGUAUUAUUUAUUGGUUCUAUGCAACCGUAAUGACUUAA
This is a messenger RNA of Styela clava, 1644 nucleotides long. NCBI's taxonomy places the organism in Eukaryota, Metazoa, Chordata, Ascidiacea, Stolidobranchia, Styelidae. The record is from RefSeq and is a predicted model, not a curated record.